Molecule: messenger RNA, 471 nt
Organism: Acanthisitta chloris (rifleman)
Lineage: Eukaryota; Metazoa; Chordata; Aves; Passeriformes; Acanthisittidae
Gene: CCDC43
Product: coiled-coil domain containing 43
Exons: 4
Source: RefSeq, a predicted model, not a curated record
GAAGAAGAUCUUUUGAAUGAUGUGUGCAGGGAAGUCGUGCAGAAGUGGUCUGAGUCGCAGGUCGUGGAUGCCAAAGAGGAGAAGGAAGACGAGCUCCAGGCCAUUGCCAGCAUGAUGGAGAAGCAGGCCAGGAUCGUGGUGAAGCCCAAGGAGGUGUCCCAGGAGGAGAAGCAGAGGAAAGCUGCACUCCUGGCUCAGUAUGCCAACGUGACUGAUGAGGAGGAUGGUGAGGAUGACCAGGAUGGAUCCACUGCGACUGCAGCGAACAUUGGAUCAGAGAAAUCUCUGUUCCGCAACACCAACGUGGAGGAUGUGCUGAACGCCAGGAAGCUGGAGAGGGAGCUGCUGCGGGAUGAGUUCCAGAGGAAAAAAGAGCAGGAUAAACUGCAGAGGGAGAAGGACAAGUUGGCCAAGCAGGAGAGGAAGGAGAAGGAGAAGAAACGGACACAGAAGGGCGAGCGGAAGCGAUAG